UUUCUGCUUUUAGAAGCACUAAGAGUUUGAGUUUGUUGAGUAUUUGUUGGUAAGCAGCUUCACAAUGGGUUAUCAUCAUUCUCUCUAAUGGCUCCGGCACAUCUGUCUAAUCUGAGAUGAACAUCAGGAGGGAAUACUGUUGGAUCAGAUUAGUGUGUCUAUAUAAGAGCAGCACAGAAACAGACGCACACAAACACACACACACACACAUCUGACCACCGUUCUGUGCUCCAGCGUGCUGUUUCUCAGUGAUGUGUAAAGGGCUGUCCGCCAUCCCCUCCUCAUGCCUGGAGAAGGCGAAGGGCAUGAGGGUCAAACUCUCCCACCUAGCCGAGAAACAGGACAAGCACAGGGUGAAUGAGGAGAAGCCGCCGCAGGAUCUGGAGUCUCUGCUCAGCAGUAAACUGGGCAUUCAGGCUUUCCGCUGGUUCCUGCGCUCAGAGUUCAGUGAGGAGAAUCUGCAGUUCUGGCUGGCCUGUAAAGAGUACAAGAGCUCAUCGGGAGCCAAGCGCAUCUCCAAAGCCCAGCUGAUCUACAAGGAGUUCAUCAACCCUGACGCUCCGCAUGAGGUGAAUCUGGACAGUGAGACGCGUGAGGCUGUGAUGCAGCUGAUGGAGGAGCCGUCUGUGGACACGUUUGAUGAGGCUCAGCUCCGCAUCUUCACCCUGAUGGCCAAAGACUCGUUCCCUCGAUUCCUGCGCUCGGCGUACUGCCACUAAAACACUCUCUAAUCCUGUAGUCAGGCUGUGUUCAUAGUCAUGUAGAAACAGAUGCCAUGUAGACUCUGUCCAUUUAAUAAACAUACU
This is a messenger RNA of Danio aesculapii, 806 nucleotides long. Its product is annotated as regulator of G-protein signaling 5. Lineage: Eukaryota; Metazoa; Chordata; Actinopteri; Cypriniformes; Danionidae. The transcript has 6 exons. The record is from RefSeq and is a predicted model, not a curated record. The coding region runs from base 252 to 719 and encodes 155 amino acids.